This is a messenger RNA of Eimeria tenella, 1110 nucleotides long. RefSeq lists its product as uncharacterized. Lineage: Eukaryota; Apicomplexa; Conoidasida; Eucoccidiorida; Eimeriidae. The record is from RefSeq and is a predicted model, not a curated record. The annotation marks the transcript as partial. The transcript is spliced from 3 exons.
AUGCAAAGAUCCUCUACAGCCCCCAUCAAGGCCCUUUUCUCAUCUCACGGGGGCCCCCUCAGCAGCAUCUUAUCAGAAAGGGGCCCCCUGGGGGCCCCCCUAGGGGGCCUCCUAGGGGGCCCCCUUGGGGCCCCCCUGGGGGUUCGUUUGCCGUCAGCGCAGCAGUUUCUUGAAAGGGACUUCUUUAGGGGCCCCUCUGUAACCCUUUUUGGGGCCUCUGCGGGAGGGGGGAUCCCCGAGUCCCCUUUGGGGGCCCCCCUGGACUCUCCUUUGGGGGGCCCCCUGGAUUCCCCUCUGGGGGGCCCCCUGGGGGCCCCCUUGGGGGGCCCCUCCCCCUCGCCUGCCCAGGAAAAAAGACAGAGACUUUUCGUGGCUUCCAUGGUUGCUGCUGUUUCUUCUUUUGUUUUAAAUGAAGUGCAGCAGCAAAACCCCAAAAAGACCCAAUCAGAAAACCCCAAGGGGCCCCCCCAACUCGCUUCUUCAGACCCCCAGGGGGCCCCCCAAGGAGGCCCCCAGGAGGCCUCUGAAGGGGGCCCCCCUGAGGGGCCCCCUGGGGGCCCCCCAGAAAGCCCCUGUGGGGAGCUCGCUGAGGGCCCCCCUGGGGGCCCCCCGGGGGGCCCCGCUGAGGGGCCCCCUGGGGGGCCCCCUGGGGGGGCCCCCGGCAGUGUGGGGGGCCCCUCAAAUGGGAUUUUAGAUGAGGAAAUUUGGGAGUUGUUGAGGAAUGAAGAAGAAGAAAGUCUUGAGGGCCUCAAAGGCAGAAUAGGGGCCCUUCGAUUUUGGUUUGGAGUUUUAGAAGGAGAGUUGGAGAGAAGUGUGGGGUUUGGGGUGUCUGUACACCAGGGGGUGGAGGCGCUGCUGCAGCAGCUGCAGCAGCACACCAGCAGCAAACUGCAGCAGGAACUCGCAGCAGCAAAAACCGAAAGGGACCUUUUGCUGCAGCAGCUGGGCUCCCUGCGCAGCUGUCUAGACACCGCAGAGCAGCAGCUGCAAAAUGCCAAAAGAGAAGCAGCAGAAGGCAGCAGCAGCCAAACCCUAAACCACCGAACUCAGCAAGUUAAUGAAGAGCUGCAGCAGGAGAUUAAGAGACUAAAGGACACCUGCGACACCCAG